AUCUCAACGAACAAUAAGACUUUACUUCCCACCUCGACAAUGAAGUGUCUGUCAAUUUUCCUGAUUUUUGCCGCUGUGAUGUUCGCGUUGGCAUCGGCAAAAUACGUAGGCUACCAAGCAAAAGAGAAUAAUCUGUAUAAUCGUCUUGGUAAGAAAGAAUGUAAAAGGGUGAAAGAUUGUCAGGAGUUAUAUGGGAAUAACAAGAUUUGGACUUGUAUCAAGGGCGAGUGUCGCGAACUGCAGCCAGUGGAAACCGACGAUGACGAUGAUGACAGCGCUGAACAAUGGCACUGCACACCUGAAAAAUGUAACCUGGGCGCUGAACCAGGUGUCAGAUACACCUGUAACACAAAGGGACACUGCGUUGAAGUCCGGGAGUUACUUACUCCUGAUAGACAUUCAAAGCAUUAAAAUAGUGGAAAGAAUUCAAUCCGCCGAA
Messenger RNA from Diachasmimorpha longicaudata, 439 nucleotides. RefSeq lists its product as uncharacterized. The transcript has 3 exons. NCBI's taxonomy places the organism in Eukaryota, Metazoa, Arthropoda, Insecta, Hymenoptera, Braconidae. The record is from RefSeq and is a predicted model, not a curated record. The coding region runs from base 40 to 411 and encodes 123 amino acids.